UUUUUCGGCGGGGAAGCGGGUGAUUCCCUGCCGUCCCCGCUUUCCUGUUUGGCCGGUUCUGCGGUGUGCCCGAGAGGGACAAGGAAGGGGAGGACGGGGCCCGCCAGCCGCCGGGUUGGCUUUUCACCGUUAGAGGCUCCGCGGCGGCUGAGGGACCAGCAGGGAGAAUAAGCCGGUUGGCUGGGAGACUUAAGCUGAUAUUGCUUUGAUUGGUCUGGCUGUGAUGGGUCAAAACCUUAUUUUGAACAUGAACGACCAUGGCUUCGUGGUUUGUGCUUUUAACAGGACGGUUUCCAAAGUGGAUGAUUUUCUGGCCAAUGAGGCCAAGGGAACCAAAGUGAUUGGUGCUCACAGCCUGGAAGAGAUGGUCUCCAAGUUAAAGAAGCCACGUCGCAUUAUCUUGCUGGUGAAGGCUGGAAAUGCAGUGGAUGACUUCAUCAAUAAAUUGGUGCCAUUGUUGGAAACUGGAGACAUCAUAAUUGAUGGUGGGAAUUCCGAGUAUAGAGAUACCACGAGACGUUGUAAGGAACUACAGGAAAAGGGCAUCUUAUUUGUUGGAAGCGGUGUUAGUGGUGGAGAGGAGGGUGCCAGAUAUGGUCCUUCGCUCAUGCCAGGAGGAGCCAAAGAAGCCUGGCCCCACAUCAAGACCAUAUUUCAAAGCAUUGCUGCUAAAGUGGGAUCUGGGGAACCUUGUUGUGACUGGGUAGGAGAUGAGGGCGCUGGACACUUUGUGAAGAUGGUACACAAUGGGAUUGAAUAUGGAGACAUGCAGCUGAUCUGUGAGGCCUAUCACUUGAUGAAAGAUGUGGUGGGCAUGGAGCACGAUGAGAUGUCAAAGGUAUUUCAGGAAUGGAAUAAGACAGAGUUGGACUCUUUCCUGAUUGAAAUCACAGCCAAUAUUCUCAAAUUCAAAGACAGCGAUGGCAAAUACCUCCUCCCAAAGAUCAAGGACAGCGCAGGACAAAAAGGCACUGGAAAGUGGACAGCCAUUUCUGCCCUGGAAUAUGGAGUCCCUGUCACACUCAUAGGGGAAGCUGUGUUUGCACGGUGCCUGUCUUCCCUCAAGGAUGAGAGAGUACAGGCCAGUAAGCUGCUGGAUGGGCCUAAAAUGACUCAGUUCAGCGGGAACAAGAAGGCCUUUCUGGAGGACAUACGCAAGGCCCUGUAUGCUUCCAAGAUUAUCUCAUAUGCUCAAGGCUUCAUGCUGCUGAGACAAGCAGCCAAAGAAUUUGGCUGGACACUGAAUUACGGUGGCAUUGCACUGAUGUGGAGGGGAGGCUGCAUCAUCAGAAGUGUGUUCCUGGGAAAAAUCAAAGAUGCUUUUGAUCGAAACCCUGAGCUCCAGAAUUUGCUGUUGGAUAAUUUCUUUAAGACAGCUGUUGAAAACUGUCAGGCCCCCCCUGUAAUCAGUACUGGAGUGCAGAUUGGUAUCCCUAUGCCCUGCUUCACUACAGCACUUUCUUUUUAUGAUGGAUACAGGCAUGAAAUAUUACCAGCUAACCUGAUUCAGGCUCAGCGCGAUUACUUUGGUGCGCAUACAUACGAAUUAUUAUCGAAGCCAGGUGUAUUUAUCCAUACUAACUGGACAGGCCAUGGAGGAAAUGUGUCCUCUUCCGCCUACAAUGUCUAAUGGAAAUAUUUCCUCUUGAAACCAAGAUACUGUAGAUCUCAGAUAUUCCUCCUAGAAUACCACUUUUUACUGUACUGUGCUAGAACUUGUGUUUGGACACUUUUGUAAUAACUUGUGGGUAUAUUUCAUACAUAUAUAUAUAUCAAUAUAUAUAUUGUAUAAGAAAGCUAAAUAAACUUGCUUAUAAAUGCACUGAGGUGUUUUCUUCCCACUGCUGCUGGCCAAAACUGGCUAAAAUGUCUUUGUGCAGUAUUUGAUAAAUAGGUUUUAAAAUUGUAUUUUUUUAAAUUAUAUUAUAGUGCAUAAACUUGUAGGGACCAAGAUAGAGAUGACUGCAUUUCAAUUAAUUGCUAAACUGGAGAAUGGCAGACAGUAACACUACACAAGAGUCCAGGGAGGUAAAGGCCUUUUUUUGGUUGUCAUUGUUUAUUCGUUAACAGGCAGUAGCUUGGUUCUUAACGAUUAAUUCCUGGGUGUUCCCCUGCACCCAGUCUUUCACACUGUGAACUCUGUUUUCUGUGAAAGGGUGAAGGGUGGGAUGGAUCAUGGAGGAAUUUGAAUGCAGGUCCAGGGUGUCCAGGCUGAUAUUCCUGUCACCAAGCCAUUCUCCCUCCAACUGUUGUUCUCAGUUUUAAGCUCUGGCAUAAAUGGUUGGCUUAGCUGUGUGCUUGCACUCACCAGAUCUCCCUGCUUUUUUGCCUCCCGUGGGGCAAUUAAAAAUACCCACAGUAGCAUGCAAAGUUGGCCCUAUUUGAUAGCCUCUUCUGGUAAUCCCACUGCCCAGUCCUUCAGGACUUCUGAAAAUUCACCUGCGUGCCUGUACUUUUUUUUUUCCCCAGAACCUCUCAAGUGUUAAAUUUUGUGCUGUGUGCUGAUUUUUAUAUUAAUUUUUUGCUCAAUUUUAUUUCUGCUAAGACAGUUAGCUACUUAGUUAUUAGUUGAGUAUCUGUAUAGUUAGCAAAAGAUUACUUUCAGUUGAAAGCGACUUUUCUGCAAAUGAUGUAAAAUUUAGGAAUUCCCUAAAAUAAAUGUGUGACAAAUCGCAGGCAGUAAUGUGAGAACUGGAGGGUCAUGAACAUUUGAGUAGUUACUUUGUCCCAGCAUUUGUGGUUUAAAUUCUCCAGCAGGAGAACUGUAUUGGAAAUUACUGUGGUGGACAGUAGGAACAAUUUUGCCAGUUUAUUGUGUGCAUAGGUGGUGUGUUUGGGGGGAAAACAGGAUAUCUUAGUGUUUUGUAUGAGAAAAAUACCUACUCACUCUGGAACCACGUUGUGCUGAACGCUGACAGCUACUCAGAGUCAGCAGUGUGUGCCUCCCUGGGUUUAUCACGAGCAGUGCUUGUUCUGCUGUAAUCCCAUUUGAGCCAAACCGUCGAGGGAUGAGGGAAGGGGGGGGACAUCAGCUGAUGGCGCUUUACAUCUCUCACUAGCUGACGCUCGAUCUCCGCCGGA
Molecule: messenger RNA, 3081 nt
Organism: Egretta garzetta (little egret)
Lineage: Eukaryota; Metazoa; Chordata; Aves; Pelecaniformes; Ardeidae
Gene: PGD
Product: phosphogluconate dehydrogenase
Exons: 13
Coding region: 224-1630 (468 amino acids)
Biological process (GO): pentose-phosphate shunt, oxidative branch; pentose-phosphate shunt
Cellular component (GO): cytosol
Molecular function (GO): phosphogluconate dehydrogenase (decarboxylating) activity; NADP binding
Source: RefSeq, a predicted model, not a curated record